CGUGGGCCGGGAGGUGCGGCUACCCCCAGACCCCGCCAGAGCUGCGACUGGCCCCGUCGCCCCCGGGGCCCUUUGCCACUCCCUCGGGAAGGAGAGCCGAGCCCUUAGUUCCCGGCGGCCCUUGCGGGGCACAGGUGAGCCCUGGCUGCGCGCGCGGCGCCCCCCCCCACCCCGGCGCCUCCCAGAUGGGCAGCAGGAGGCUUCGGAGGUGACGCCCAGGCUCUGAGCUGCCCUAGGUCUGCAGACUAGCGGGCGUUGGCCAGAGACAUGGCCCAGCCGCUGGCCUUCAUCCUCGAUGUCCCUGAAACCCCGGGGGACCAGGGCAGUCAGGAGCCCAGCCCCUACGAUGAAAGCGAAGUGCACGACUCCUUCCACCAGCUCAUCCAAGAACAGAGCCAGUGGGCGGCCCAGGAGGGGCUGGAGCUGCAGCAGAGAGAGCAGGAGGCCACAGGGAGUGGCCAGCAGACGCUCCGGCGGCCCGAGGGCACCCAGAGCACGGCCACACUCCGCAUCCUGGCCAGCAUGCCCAGCCGCACCAUUGGCCGCAGCCGAGGCGCCAUCAUCUCCCAGUACUACAGCCGCACCGUGCAGCUUCGGCGCAGGAGCAGCCGGCCCCUGCUCGGGAACUUCGUCCUCUCUGCCCGGCCCAGCCUCCGCCUGUACGACCUGGAGCUGGACCCCACAGCCCGGGAGGAGGAGGAGAAGCAGAGCCUCCUGGUGAAGGAGCUCCAGAGCCUGGCGGUGGCACAGCGGGACCACAUGCUUCGAGGGAUGCCCUUAAGCCUGGCUGAGAAACGCAGCCUGCGAGAGAAGAGCAGGACCCCGAGGGGGAAGUGGAGGGGCCAGCAGGGCAGCGGCGGGGUCUGCUCCUGCUGUGGCCGGCUCAGAUAUGCCUGCGUGCUGGCCUUGCACAGCCUGGGGCUGGCGCUGCUCUCCGGCCUGCAGGCCCUGACGCCAUGGCGCUAUGCCCUGAAGCGCAUCGGGGGCCAGUUCGGCUCCAGCGUGCUCUCCUACUUCCUCUUCCUCAAGACCCUGCUGGCUUUCAACGCCCUCCUGCAGCUGCUGCUGGUGGCCUUCAUCGUAGGCCCCCAGGUCGCCUUCCCGCCUGCCCUGCCGGGCCCUGCCCCCAUCUGCACAGGCCUGGAGCUCCUCACAGGCGCGGGUUGCUUCACCCACACUGUCAUGUUCUACGGCCACUACAGUAAUGCCACGCUGAACCAGCCGUGUGGCAGCCCCCUGGACGGCAGCCAGUGCACACCCAGGGCGGGCGGCCUGCCCUACAACAUGCCCCUGGCCUACCUCUACACUGUGGGCGCAGGCUUCUUCAUCACCUGCAUCACCCUGGUGUACAGCAUGGCUCACUCUUUCGGGGAGAGCUACCGGGUGGGGAGCACCUCUGGCAUCCACGCCAUCACCGUCUUCUGCUCCUGGGACUACAAGGUGAUGCAGAAGCGGGCCUCCCGCCUCCAGCAGGACAACAUCCGCACCCGGCUGAAGGAGCUGCUGGCCGAGUGGCAGCUGCGGCAGAGCCCCAGGAGCGUGUGCGGGAGGCUGCGGCAGGUGGCCGCGCUGGGGCUUGCAUGGCUGCUGUGUCUGGGGACCGCGCUGGGCUGCGCUGUGGCCAUCCACGUCUUCUCAGAGUUCUUGAUCCAGAGUCCGGAGGCUGCUGGCCAGGAGGCUGCGCUGCUGGUCCUGCCCCUGGUGGUUGGCCUUCUCAACCUGGGGGCCCCCUACCUGUGUCGUGUUCUGGCCGCCCUGGAGCCGCAUGACUCCCCGGUACUGGAGGUGUACGUGGCCAUCUGCAGGAACCUCAUCCUCAAGCUGGCCAUCCUGGGGACACUGUGCUACCACUGGCUGGGCCGCAGGGUGGCUGUCCUGCAGGGUCAGUGCUGGGAGAACUUUGUGGGCCAGGAACUGUACCGGUUUCUGGUGAUGGACUUCGUCCUCAUGCUUCUGGACACGCUUUUUGGGGAACUGGUGUGGAGGAUUAUCUCCGAGAAGAAGCUGAAGAGGAGGCGGAAGCCGGAGUUUGACAUCGCCCGGAAUGUCCUGGAGCUGAUUUACGGGCAGACUCUGACCUGGCUGGGGGUGCUCUUCUCACCCCUCCUCCCCACCGUGCAGAUCAUCAAGCUGCUGCUCGUCUUCUACGUCAAGAAGACCAGCCUUCUGGCCAACUGCCAGGCGCCGCGCCGGCCCUGGCUGGCCUCACACAUGAGCACGGUCUUCCUCACGCUGCUCUGCUUCCCCGCCUUCCUGGGUGCUGCCAUCUUCCUCUGCUACGCAGUCUGGCACCUCUUCCCCAGGGUGAAGCCCUCGAGCACCUGUGGUCCCUUCCGGACCCUGGACAGCAUGUACGAGGCCGGCAGGGUGUGGGUGCGCUACCUGGAGGCGGCGGGCCCCAGGGUCUCCUGGCUGCCCUGGGUGCACCGGUACCUGGUGGAAAACACCUUCUUCGUCUUCCUGGUGUCGGCCCUGCUGCUGGCCGUGAUCUACCUCAACAUCCAGGUGGUGCGGGGCCAGCGGAGGGUCAUCUGCCUGCUCAAGGAGCAGAUCAGCAACGAGGGGAAAGACAAAAUCUUCUUAAUCAACAAGCUUCACUCCAUCUACGAGAGGAAGGAGAGGGAGGAGAGGAGCAGGGUUGGGACAACCGAGGAGACUGCAGCACCCCCCGCCGUGCUCACAGAUGAACGGGAUGACUAGGGGGACAGCGAUGGGCCUCACGGGCCCACCCAGCACCCUGAGACCACACUGGUGCCUCCCAGUGACCCUGCUGGGACAUCAGGACAAAGAAGACACUGUCUCGCCUCUCGAAAGCCGCAGCUGCGCCUGGGCUGGCGCCAGAAGGGUGGGUGAAUCCGGCUUGGGCAUCCACAGGGAACUCUGCCCUGCCUGGGACUCUGUUUCUUCUGAUUAAAGGGGUUUUGCAGAUGGG
Molecule: messenger RNA, 2932 nt
Organism: Cercocebus atys (sooty mangabey)
Lineage: Eukaryota; Metazoa; Chordata; Mammalia; Primates; Cercopithecidae
Gene: TMC6
Product: transmembrane channel-like 6
Exons: 20
Coding region: 268-2700 (810 amino acids)
Cellular component (GO): plasma membrane
Molecular function (GO): mechanosensitive monoatomic ion channel activity
Source: RefSeq, a predicted model, not a curated record